AUGCAGUGGUACUUCGUCGCUGCGCUCCUCACCGUUCUCACCAGUUCUCAGGGAAUACUCACAACCCUCUCGCAAAGUAACGGAGAGUACAAGUAUGAUUAUGCCACAGUCCCAUUUCUCGCCGAGGUUUUCAAGCUUGCGGUGUCAAGUUUGUUAUUGUGGAGGGAAUGCCAAAAGUCACCUCUGCCAAAGAUGACGACAGAGUGGAAAACGGUUGCCCUGUUCCCGAUUCCCUCAGUUAUAUAUCUCAUCCACAAUAAUGUGCAGUUUGCUACACUCACUUAUGUGGACACUUCCACCUAUCAGAUAAUGGGAAAUUUGAAGAUUGUUACGACUGGGGUACUAUUCAGGAUGUUCUUAGGUAGGAGGCUUUCUAACUUGCAGUGGAUGGCUAUUGUGUUAUUGGCUGUCGGGACAACCACUAGUCAGGUUAGGGGCUGUGGAGAGACUUCCUGUGACUCCCUUUUCUCAGCACCAAUUCAGGGCUACAUGUUAGGAGUUCUAUCUGCCUGUCUCUCAGCAUUAGCUGGAGUUUAUACCGAGUUCUUGAUGAAGAAAAACAAUGACAGCUUAUACUGGCAGAAUAUGCAGUUGUACACGUUUGGCACACUUUUCAAUAUGGCAAGACUACUUGUGGAUGAUUUCAGAGGUGGAUUUGAAAAUGGACCAUGGUGGCAACGUAUUUUCAAUGGGUACACUACCACUACCUGGAUGGUGGUAUUGAAUUUAGGGUCUACUGGUCUUUUGGUUUCAUGGUUAAUGAAACAUGCAGAUAAUAUUGUAAAGGUCUAUUCCACAUCAAUGGCGAUGUUGCUGACAAUGAUACUUUCACUAUUUCUCUUCAACUUCAAACCUACAUUGCAGCUUUUCUUGGGCAUUAUCAUUUGUAUGAUGUCUCUACACAUGUAUUUUGCCCCAACAAACAUGCUCUUGGAUAUGCCACAAACAGUUAAACCAGAUGAGGAGAAGCUCAUUGAAGUUUCUGUUGAUCGAAGAACACAUUCAUGA
Messenger RNA from Sphenostylis stenocarpa, 1008 nucleotides. NCBI's taxonomy places the organism in Eukaryota, Viridiplantae, Streptophyta, Magnoliopsida, Fabales, Fabaceae. The record is from the annotation of a GenBank genome assembly.